Molecule: messenger RNA, 786 nt
Organism: Aspergillus affinis
Lineage: Eukaryota; Fungi; Ascomycota; Eurotiomycetes; Eurotiales; Aspergillaceae
Product: carbonic anhydrase
Exons: 2
Coding region: 1-786 (261 amino acids)
Molecular function (GO): carbonate dehydratase activity; zinc ion binding
Source: RefSeq, a predicted model, not a curated record
AUGAAUUUCUUUACGGCUCUUCUGCUAGCCAGCACAGCUCAUACUUAUGUUAUUGAUCGUUCUCGAGUUACCACGCGCGACUCGCAAGUAGAAGUCAAGGAAUACACAUACAAUGGAGACACCGGCCCCCUUCACUGGCAUGAUCUAGAUCCAUCGAAGAACGAAGCUUGUGCUUCCGGUCGUCAUCAGUCCCCCAUCGAUAUCAUCACGGAGGAAAUUGGCUAUGCCGCUCCUGGUACCCUUCACAUCGACAUUCCCAACACCAAUGCAUCCACUUUCGAAAACAUUGGUGCCGGUUUGGAGGUUCUAGCUCGAGGAUCCUUGACUCUGAAGAACAAACAAUAUCCUCUGAAACAGUUUAAUUUCCACACUCCUAGCGAGCAUCGCAUCAACGGGGAGUACUUUCCCAUGGAAGUGCACUUCAUCUUUCAGACUGCGAACGAAACCGCCGUCGUCGACUUCCUCUUCCAGCUUGUCGAGAACCAACCCUCCUUCGCCCCCUUCGACUCUAUAUUCAAUCAUUGCGAUGAAAUAGCCGAACCAGGAACUGCAACGAAUACUGGACCGACCGACUUUCAUCUGCUGAGUAGACAUCUGGAAGGGAGUGCUAUUUACAGUUACACUGGCUCAUUGACUACGCCGCCUUGCACGGAGCAGGUGCAAUGGUUUGUUAGCCAGCAGACUCUGCCACUCAGCAUUCGUGAUUACAAUGAAGCAAAGAGGGUGUUGAAGCUUAAUGCGAGGUAUACACAGAAUAAGCUCGGGGAGGAGAAUUUGUUGGCGUGA